Phascolarctos cinereus (koala) is the source of this 1533-nucleotide messenger RNA. The record is from RefSeq and is a predicted model, not a curated record. Lineage: Eukaryota; Metazoa; Chordata; Mammalia; Diprotodontia; Phascolarctidae.
AUGAGUCCUUCCCCCUCUCUCCUCUCCCCUCCGCUUCCCCCUCCCCUAACCACUUCUGGUCUCCUCUGUGAAUUCCCCCUCCCCUCCAACCGCCUUCCGAGCCCGAGCGCUCCUCUCCAGGCAAAUAAAGCCUUUCAGCGCCUCGCGCCUAGCCAGCCGUUAGCUUAUUAUCCUCCCUCCCUCCAGCCCCCUCCUCUCUCCUCCACCCCCGCCUAUCCCACCGAGUUGCUACUGGGAGGUGAGCGUGGGGGAGGGGUGAUCUCCCGUCACGCGCCCUCCUCUGGCUCUGGGCGCCGCAGGGUUAAGGGCAGCCCGGCAAAGUCGCUGCCUCGGCCGUCGCGGCCCGGAGAGCCGACCCCAGAGCCAGCUUCCCCGCGGGCGCCGCGUUCUCCUCUCCUCAGCGCUUCGACUCCACUGGUCGGACAGCUCCUUAUGAGGGACCGGGGCAGAGCAGGGCCCGGGCUCCGGCGGAGGCAACUCAGAGCAUUCCCGGCUCACCGGAGUCACAGCCGCGUCUCCCCCCAGCCCCGCCCCCGCCACGGAGAAGCGGCCGUCAGCCUCAGGCCCUGGGGAAAAGCCCCGUCCGGUGGCGGGCCGGCCCGGCCCCACGCUCCCAGCCUUCUUCCCUCGCCUCGCCGAAAGCCAUCCCAUGUGAUAUAUUUUUUUAAAGAAAAAAAAGAAAAAAGAGGAGGAAAAGCAGCAGAACUGAUCAGUACAUUGGAAAAAUUCUGGAAACAGGAUAUUCUGUUUGACCAUCUGGACAGGGAUAGGGCAUUCCCCUCACUUUCCAGGAGAGGAUGAGACAUCUCCACUUGAGCAUCUGAGUGGUGGUGGAGAAGAUGAAUAGAAUGGGAGCCAAAAAAUGAAAACUCUCUGUGUAAUCUUAAGCUUGCAUAAACUUGUAAAACACACUAAUAAAGAAUUCACUGGUGAGCUUGAGUUUUCCCUUUAUGUGAAAUUGAGCAUAAAAAUCCUCUUUCCUGUCCUUCCCCACUUUAGAAAAAAAUUUUUUCAGCUGAUGGCACCGAAAACACAGAAAGUAAUUUAGCUUAGUGUAGAGAACAGCAGAUAAAGAAAGAAGCUUGCCACUUUAACCUUGAGUAAAACAUUUAACUUCCCUGUGCCUCGGUUUUUUUUCAUUUGCAAAAUAGGUAUAACAUAUAACAAUUUUAACCAGUGGAGGGAAAAUACAUAUUUAAGAGUAUUGUAAAUUUUUUCAUGGAAACAUUUACUAAUAAGACUUUUCAAGGCUUAACACACUUCCAUAAAAAAGAGCAAUGUAUAGGCUCUAUGUCUCUAAAUUGCUUUAGUAUAAAGUAGUCAUCCUCUAGAACUGUGUUGGUUUCCAAAAGGUUUGACUAAUUAAAAAGAUAUUAAUGAGAGUCUUAUCAGGGAAGGUAAGAUUCUGGGCAGAAGUUAUUUAUUUUUUUUAAAUCAGCGAUUCUUAGACACCAUACAUUUGAAUGAACACUGCUCUAUUUAAUAUUUCUGUGGCAAUUAAUAAGCAUGAUACUAUCCAAAGUUAAACCUUCA